Molecule: messenger RNA, 612 nt
Organism: Cyprinodon variegatus (sheepshead minnow)
Lineage: Eukaryota; Metazoa; Chordata; Actinopteri; Cyprinodontiformes; Cyprinodontidae
Gene: rnaseh2c
Product: ribonuclease H2 subunit C
Exons: 5
Coding region: 68-478 (136 amino acids)
Biological process (GO): RNA catabolic process
Cellular component (GO): ribonuclease H2 complex
Source: RefSeq, a predicted model, not a curated record
AAGAGAAGAAGACUGUAACCGGAAAAGGCUCCAGACCUCCUGUUGCAUGUAGAAAACAGCUGAAAGGAUGUCCUGUAACGCCAGCGUUACUCGUCUCCAUCUGUCCUCGCUGAGAGGGGCAGAAAAAGCCCCAGUCCACCUCAUGCCCUGCGAGAUCGAGCACAACGGGUUGGCCCAGGUCUCCCAGUAUUUCACAGCUACGAUUAAAGAGCACAAGACAGAGAAGACGGUGUCUUUCAGAGGACGUGGGUUAAAGGGACAGGAGAUCAGCUGUCCUCAGGGUUACACAGGCCUGGUCCUGAAGGAAGUCGACCGCCAUGGCUCUGACCAGCAGGACAGGACGGUUAAGGUGAGCUCAGUGUUCGACAAGCUGACCUACUGGAACCUAGAGACUCCUCCCACUUCAGAUGAUACCGUGGUGAUGGCGAUGGACUGGCCGGAGCUGGCUGAGGCUAUCCAUGGAACAGUUGAAGACUGAAACUUUCUCAUUACAUCAUCCCAACUGAACACCCACAUCGCUGCCUAUAAUCCAACGAUAACCUGAGUAGUAUUAACUGUCCCAAACAAUAGUUUUUGUACGUGUUGUUUUGUAAAUAAAAAGAAAAAACCCAA